AUGAUGUCCUCAAAUAUACUUUCGCGGUUUCUCCCGCCCACAGACUCGCCAUCCGUCUAUGAAGCCAUCCGAGAACACGACGCCGAAUCCGAUUCCUCUGAUGUCGAAGAGCGGGCAGGGAUGGCACCGAUGGACCCGGAACAUUUUAGCGACGGGGAGUUAGCAGAUGCAUUGGCAGAUGCAAGGGACAGCCAGCUGUCUAGCCCCACUGCAGCCUUGCUGAGUCGGCCACAUCCUCGUGGCUCUCCGUCAGUCUCGCGUCGUCGCAAACCCUCCCGACCCCGAUGGAUGGCGCCAGAGUCACCACAGGGCUACGAACUUGACGAUCGAGAUGAGGACGUGCCACAGUCGCUCUUAGUGGAGGGUCAUGACGAUGAGGACCUGAAAUCGCGGCUACCUCCCCCGCCUCAAAUGAUGCGGAGUCGCUCCAAUACCCCCAGUCCUCAGCCAUCGCCACAACCUGCACUGCCACGCUGGCAAACAUCCCGGAACCGACAACCCUCAGAUCCUGACCGUCAACCUUGGACACGGUGGUUGUAUGGGCAGCAACUGAGCUUAGCUAAUAUUGACCCCAAGCAGAAAGCCAUGUGGCGCUGGGCGAAUGUGGAAGACUUGGACAACUUCUUGAAAGAUGUGUACACCUACUUCUUGGGCAAUGGAUUCUGGUCUAUCAUAUUGAGCCGCACCUUGAAUCUUUUGACAUUUGCUUUUGUGGUGGGGUUCUCGACGUUCCUCACCAACUGCGUCAAUUACCACAAGGUUCGGGGCAGCAAAUCGCUGGACGAGAUUUUGGUCCCCAAAUGCACGUCGCAGAUGUCUGGCUCAACGCUCUUCUUGCUAUGGUUAUUCAGUUUCUUCUGGAUUGGAAAGCUCUUCCAGUAUCUUUUGGAUAUCAGAAGGCUUCAGCACAUGCAUGAUUUCUAUUACUACUUGCUUGGAGUUUCGGACGGAGAGGUCCAAACCAUCGCAUGGCAGGAGGUUGUCAGCCGAUUGAUGACGCUGCGAGAUUCUAAUCCAGCCACAGCGGCGGCAGUAUCUGCCAAGCAUCGACGAUUCAUGGGCAGUCAGUCGAAACAGCGAAUGGAUGCCCAUGAUAUUGCGAAUCGCCUCAUGCGCAAAGAGAACUAUAUGAUUGCAUUGAUCAACAAAGACAUUUUGGAUCUAACGUUACCCAUCCCAUUUCUUAGAAAUCGCCAACUCUUCUCCCGUACGCUCGAAUGGAAUCUCAACUUAUGUAUCAUGGACUACGUUUUCAAUGAACAGGGUCAGCUGCGCACCUUAUUCCUCAAGGAUACCCAUCGAAGAGCGCUAAGCGACGGCUUGCGACGGCGCUUCAUAUUUGCUGGUAUCAUGAAUAUCUUUGUUGCCCCAUUUAUCGUCGUCUACUUCCUCAUGCAUUAUUUUUUCCGCUAUUUCAACGAAUUCAAGAAGAACCCCGGCCAGAUCGGAUCUCGCCAAUACACCCCCCUGGCGGAGUGGAAGUUUCGAGAGUUCAACGAGCUCUGGCAUCUGUUUGAUCGUCGGAUAAAUAUGUCUUAUCCAUUUGCCAGUCGCUACAUCGAUCAAUUCCCCAAAGACAAGACGAUUCAAGUAGCCCGUUUUGUGGCAUUCAUCUCUGGUGCAUUAGCCUCGGUACUUGCCCUUGCCUCUGUGGUGGACCCCGAAUUGUUUCUAGGAUUUGAGAUCACUCCUGACCGGACCGUUCUUUUUUACCUGGGUAUUUUUGGUACGGUCUAUGCAUUUGCACGUGGGCUGGCUCCGGAAGAAACCGACGUCUUUGAUCCCGAGUACGCACUUCUCGAGCUGAUUGAUUUCACACACUAUUUUCCAAACACAUGGAAAGGACGCCUACACAGUGAUGAAGUGCGCAAAGAGUUCGCUGUCUGUUAUCAAAUGAAGGUCGUAAUCUUCUUAGACGAGAUCCUCAGCAUGAUUUUCACGCCCUUUGUGUUGUGGUUCAGCCUUCCCAAAUGUAGUGACCGUUUGAUCGACUUCUUCCGCGAGUUUACCGUUCACGUUGACGGGAUGGGCUACCUUUGCUCCUUUGCGGUCUUUGAUUUCAAGAAAGGUGCAAAUACCAUGACCCCAGGUCGGAGAGACACUUCCGGCAGACCAGAUUUGCGGGCCGAUUACUUCUCGACGAAGGAUGGCAAAAUGCUCGCUUCAUACUAUGGUUUCUUGGACCACUAUGGUACCAAUAACGCCCCUGCUGGAAGACGACCAUUCCAUCCACCCCCGAAUCUUCCCACGCUAGGACCUCAUGAGGUGGGCGGUCUCCAUGAUCGAUAUGAUCCCCAUCCUCGGGGACCCAUGGGCGGGCAUUUUGGCCCGUCCCUCGUAGCCUCAAGGUUUAGACCCCUGGCUGACCAUGGUCGCUCCCCCACCACGUCCAUGCUGCUGGACCCGCAUAAUCAGCCAUCCACUUCGGGAUAUCGCCCCGCAGGACGGGCCGCCCCCUACCCCCGUUCCCGACUUGCUCGCUCGCAGCUUCCCAUGUCUGAUACCGCUGAAGAUGAUGAGUCGCCACUGCAGACCCAUGCCCCGGGCCCCACUGGUACAUCAAGUGGCGGGGUUGGCACGAGCGACGGUGACCUAGCAGAUUCAUGGCGAAUGAACCCGCUAGCAAAUGAGGACGAAGCUGAAGGGAACGAAGAGAAUCUAGAUGCUAUCGCCGGAGGAGCCGGUGUACUAGGCCUCAUCCAGCAGUUCCAGAAGGCCCAUACGGAUGGUCGACGGACGACGGUUGGAAUAUAG
This is a messenger RNA of Penicillium odoratum, 2754 nucleotides long. It is a transcript of the gene atgI, whose product is annotated as autophagy protein ATG9. The coding region runs from base 1 to 2754 and encodes 917 amino acids. Gene Ontology annotation, biological process: protein localization to phagophore assembly site; autophagy of mitochondrion. Gene Ontology annotation, cellular component: phagophore assembly site; autophagosome. The record is from RefSeq and is a predicted model, not a curated record. The transcript has a single exon. NCBI's taxonomy places the organism in Eukaryota, Fungi, Ascomycota, Eurotiomycetes, Eurotiales, Aspergillaceae.